GUCACCAUGCCCAUGGGAACUCAGUGUCAGCAGAAGCUGUAGUACCUGUAUUGAUCCUAAACUGACAGUAAGGACUCUUACAUCCUAAUGAAAAUAUCCUGAACUCAGUUAUUUUGCCUUAAGGCCAGAGGGUUGACUGUCUUAGUAAAAUGACAGACAGAUCUGCUCUUUGCAAAAUUAGCAUGAUUUUUGAUCAAAUGCAGGUUUGCAUUGUUGUGACAGCUCAUUUUGCAAAGAGCACAUGAAUAAGAUUCAGGCAGGGAGGCUAUGGUGGUUGCUGUUCAGAUGUUUCUUUAAUGAACUUUUCAUUCUUAUAGAGGCAACUGAAGCAGCCAGUGACUGUACAGUUAUAGCAGACGCCUGGGCAGUGUGUGAGCCCCUGCGCCUUUCCCAGAGCUUGCUGGUUUGGGUAUGACUUUAUCCAACUCAAUUUUUAUGGAGCUUAGUAAGGGGGAAGCUCCUAAUGUCUUAUUUCAGCUUUUCCCUGUGGAACAGAGCUUGUGCUGGAUUUCUUCUGGCCCUCAGAGCAUGGCGGAAGCGCUGGUUCGUGCUGCGCAGAGGCCGCAUGAGCGGGAACCCCGAUGUGCUGGAGUACUACAGGAACAACCACUCCAAAAAGCCCAUUCGGAUCAUCGACCUCAACGAGUGCGAAGUGCUGAAGCACUCAGGGCCCAACUUCAUCAAGAAGGAAUUUCAGAAUAACUUUGUCUUCAUCGUGAGAACCACCUACCGCACCUUCUACCUGGUAGCCAAAACUGAGGAGGAGAUGCAGAUCUGGGUGCACAACAUCAGUCAGAUCUGUAACUUUGGGCAUCUAGAAGAUGGCACAGGUUCCGUGGAGAGUUUGUCUCACACAACCUCGUCCCCGCAGCCCUCGCCGGCCGCCUCCACCCACGCCUCCCGCAUCGCCGAUCCCUCCUUCUCGGUUGACCACGCUGCUGCUGACGCGUUCACUGCAGAGGAGACCCACAGCGAGUCGGAGUCAGUCUUCCUCCCCGACUACCUCUUCCUCUCCAACUGCGAGUCGGGCAAGCUCAGCCACAACAGGUGUGACAGCUGGUCAAAUUCAGACAGAUCUCUGGAGCAAACCUCAUCGGAUGAUGUUUUCGUGGACUCCUUGCAGUCUCAGCCCUCCUUGUACCUUGUACAGCCAUCCAGUGCUGGCACUGUGCACCAGGAUGGGGCCCCGCUGGCAAAUCACAGCGCUGUGUCCAGGAGCAUAGACAUUAACGGGCCAUCUAGUGACCUUUCCUCCUCGUCUCCACUGCUGGGGACACCACUGACACCAACCUUUCAGAUUGACAAGAGCCAAAAUGCGCUGCCCUACGGUGUGACCCAGCUGGACGUCCUGUCCAACACGCCCCCACCGCGGCCGCCCAAGCCAACCCACUUCUCGGACAGGAGAGGAGACGAGGUGGGCAGCGGGGCCCUCCAGAAUGGGCACGCAGGGUUGUGCCGCGCUCAGGUCGCUCUGGUGCCCAGGAGGAUCUCCUUGUCCAGCUUAGACAACGUGAGGAACUGGAAAGCAGACAUUGAAGGCAGUUCCUUAAGAAGUCGGGAUAAGAGGCUCAGCUUAAAUUUGCCCUGUCGAUUCUCCCCGCUCUACUCGACUGCUUCGGACAGCAUGGAGGACAGCUACGUGCCCAUGCGCCCCAGCACCUCUCCGUCUGCGCCCGGCUCCGACUGUUCAUCUGACGGCUACAUCCCCAUGAGCCCCGGCUCAGCCACCUUUACGUUCCCUGUUGUCAGCACUGAAAAACUCACCAGCCCGUUACCUGAGCUUCCCUCAGACCUGGAGCCCCCGCCGGUGAACCGAGACCUCAAGCCUCGUCGGAAACCACGGCCACCUCCUCUGGACUUGAGGAACCUCUCCACCAUCCGGGAGCAUGCCGCCGUGACCAGGAUGUGGACUGUGCCUUACAAUCGAAUGAGCUUUAUCUCACCAGAAAGAGACGGUAUUAAUUCAGCAAGAAUAUUUGCCAAUUCAGUUUCCGGAGAAGAGGAAGAAAGUUACAUUCAUAUGGAACACAGACAGGCAACAUCUCCAUACAGUGGUGCUUUUCCAUGGACAAGGAAAUCUAACCUUGAUUACUUAGCACUGGAUUUUAAUUCCGCUUCCCCAUCCCCUGUACAGAAGAAGCCUUUUCUCUCAGAAGAGCAGAGAGUGGACUAUGUCCAGGUAGAUGAACAGAAGACUCAAGCUUUACAGAACACUAAGCAGGAAUGGACAGAUGAGAGACAAUCAAAAGUCUAAAGGAAGAAGAUUUGGGAUCUGGAGGAUUAUUUUUUUUGCACUGGAACCACAAUGUUAAUGAAGCAGCUAUCACAGUAGAGUUCAAAGGCAGAGAGAGCUGUAAGACAUUUAUGGUCUGUAGAGGAAUGGUGAUUUUAAUGGAAACCUUUGAUUUCAGCUGGAAAUAGUAUGUUGAGUGAGUGGUUCACUGAUGAUUGAAGUAAUGCAUUACCCCUUUUACUGCCCUUUCCAGUAAGCUACAAGGUACCAUUUUCUGGCAUGAUUCUGCAACAAGUCAUACACUUAAUGUUAACAAAUCCACUACAUGUUGCAUUAAUCUAGUUAGUCCUGCCUUUUCCCUCUGUUGCAUAAUUCCUAGUUUCUAAAGCUAUUUUCUGAUAUUCCUACAAAUACUACAGAUGCUCAGAGCGCAUUUAUGGCAGCGGGCGUCUGACAGGUAUUGGUGACUAAUCAACUAAGGGCUAAAAUACUGAAACAAUAAAAAGAACUUUUUUAAUAUAUAGUGCUUAAGCAAAGCGAAUUUUGGAAAAUAUUUUUCCCCCGGGUUUAAAAGGCCUGACUCUGAGCUGAUGCUGUCGGAAACUCAAACCAGGACUCCGCACCGAUGGGACUGGAACACAGGGUCUUUGACCCUCUGGACGACAGUCAUCGUAUUAAGCUGCUUCUGUCCAUUGUGGCUCGUGCUUGUCGCCUUUCUGUCUGACUCCUACUGACGUUUUCUCCCCUGUUUCGAGGAUUGUCUUCAGCACAGCACAGCACAGCUGCUCCUCUAGCAGGAGGCUGCAGGCACACAGCUCUUGGCUGGCCAAAAAAUAGAAAUGGAAUCUGUGAGCCUGUUUCUACAAGUCUUGGGAGAACUGGCAAAGGAUCAAGAAUGUUUUCAUCUGAACUGCAGAAGAAAUGCCAUUGGAAUUUCUGGUAGCAGUCGUCAAACCGAUUGUUUCACUAGACCCAGCCCCAAAAGAAAGAGAAUUAGGAAGUGCAGCUUGCUCUGAGAGAGGCCAGCAGGCCUGCCAAAGUAAAACAAUGUGCUUACGCGGCGUGAGGACCUCUGGGUUCAGGAAGCUUAUCUACCUUGGGACUUGCUACAGGCACUAUCUCAGGAUCACAUAUGUGUAUAGUUUAUAACAUUUAACUUUAAAAGCUUGGCUGCAAUCUUGAUUUUAAGGUGGCACACAACCACUGGAACCGUGGAAGUAUGCAGUACUGCGGGGUGACCCACACUGGAUUUGGUCUUGCAGGCUUUGCUCAGGCAGGUAAGUCCCACUCAGCCAUAGGAGGUCUGGUCCUGUCAGCACAGACAGACAGCCAGGACCCUUGCAAAAAUUUCCUCUUUGAAAGCACCGAGUCUCUGGCCUCCCUUCACGUGCCUGUUGCUAUCGCGUUGUAUUACUGUAAUCUGACAUCAUGAAAAUGCUGAUUUACCAAACAGAGGUUGUAGAAAUGUCAUUGCAGAAACUACUGACAUUUCAAGGCUUCUAUUUGCUGUGCCCCAUGUACCCAUUCUGCUUCAGCCAUAUGGGCGCUCUGGGAGGCUGAGCAGCACCAUGACUGGCUGGGAGAGGCAGGGUAGCUGAACAGAAACACCGUUUUUCUCCUACCUCAAGAGAGCUGAAGUGCUUGCAAGUCUCGCUGCUUCUGUAGAGCGAAUACAAAGCUGGGGAUCCGUGGUGACCGGUCUCUGGAUAGCUACCCUGUGAGAACAAUGAGCUUCACCACCGCCUUUAUUGACUCUGGAGCAAACCAGGCACCCAGGCCUGCAGCCAAAAAGUGUCCUGGACUGGAGUUGCUUGGAAAAACGGGGUUCAUACUGCAGAUAGCUGACCUGCUGUGUCCUCCUACUCUGCUCCUCCAUCCUCUGCCCAAAGCUCUAAAAUGGAAAUUAAUGUUCAUAAAAGUUUUUUAAAAGAAUUAGGACUUUUCCGUAUAAAUCUUGUCUGUCCAGUGUGAAACUGAGUUUGAUAAAACCCAGUUAUUUUGUCCUAAAAUCAGUUUAGGAUAGCUCUGAGCAACCGUGCCCCAACCGUGCCCCGGGUGUGGUGUUGCUGGAGGGGAAGUGGGUUUGGGGAGAGGUGGCGCAGAGCUGUGCCUGCACAGAGCUGUUGCAGGGAACAGCCACCGUUACAGACGCAUUUGCAUUUCUGCUCAAAAGAAUUGCCUUUCUUUCAAGGUGUGCAAAUGAUACAUGUCACUGAAAACUCUUAGUGUGUGCUGCAGUACUGAAGGAGUUAAAAGGCCAGCGAAGACGUGGAUUGCAGUAGGGGGCAAAACAUCCACAAAGGGCAGGUAAAAUUAUGCUUUGCUACUGCAGAUACCAAAUUGCAGAGUGACAGCCUGCGAUGUGGAUUGCAGUAGCAUACAAAUCAGCUCAUGUUUGACUGGAGUGUUUAUUUUCAUGCUGUCAGAAAAUCUUCUGAAGUGGAAAAACACCAGGUUAUUGAAGACAACUGACUUGCUCGUUAUUCUAGUUUAUUGUGAAAAUAUUUAAACUUUGACAAACCUGGCUAAUGGGUCAUUCGGAAGUUUAAAUAAGAAAGAGUUCAUUUUUUUUUUUUUUUUCCCUAAAGGACAUAAAUGUAUAGUUCAAAGGGGACUGCCCUUAGAUCAGAAUUGCCUCCUUCAGCUUCUACAUGUCCCCUAUUGAUCCUCACUGCUCUCUUGAUCAAGUGCUGCUCGCUGGUUUCUAGCUUUCAGUUUUUAACUAAAAGCUAAGUUUGGGGCUUUAUUCAGCUUUUUAAUUUGAGUUGGGUUUUUACUUGCUGUUCCAGGGUCUGUUCUGCAUUCUUAAGUUUUAAAAGCUGAGCAGUCCUCCCGCAAGGCUUUUACUUUUUUGUUUUAGUCAAAUUCCACAAUGUUCCACAGAGUGUAAAGAGGAGGAGGGUGGUGGGAGGAUGGCGAAGGCCCAGUCUGCUGUGGCCACCAGUCGUUAAGGAUCUUGGUGUGAAAGGAGCCACAGCAGCCCCAGCUUCAGCACAUGACCGACGUGCCUAUGGGAGACCCUUUUUACAGAGCAAAAAGGAGUCUGUUUAAUCAAAUCUGUUCUUAAAUACUGAUCCCUUUACCAAGAAGCAAAGAAAACCUGUGAAAGCACUUGAAAAAUGACCCAGAUUUUGAUAGCAUCAUGUCUGAAAAUGUAGCCCAAGCAAGAGCCCUUUGUUGGUGCUGGCUCUAGGGUCAGCCAAGCACACUCCUGGUGGCGUCUUCUUUUUGCUGUGGGUCUGUUAUGUUGUUAUUUGUAUGUAUUUCUUUAGAAAUUGUCAUGAGAGCUGAUGCAGAGGGAGGCUCUGCACCUGAAUGAGUAUGGGGUGGCCAGUGGUCCCGUAGGAAGCUCUUGUCUCCCAGAGGAGCUGGUGUUUCCCAGCUUAGGACUUGUCAUGCCUUCUCCAGCACCACGGGGGUUUCUCCUUUGAAAUGCAGAGGAGUGCUAAACGAGCAGAAUAGGUUUUGUUUAAUUGGAAAUGUCACUCUGUGGAGCUGCCAGAUGAAGCUUGGUUGCAGGAUGGUGUGGAAAACACACAUGCUGAAUAGUUUCAGUCCGUGGUUAUUGGGGUGAUCAGCAGGGUUCCCCCACUGCUGGCACAGCUGGUGAGGAAGCUGGGGUGUCAGCACCUGCGUACAGGAGGGAGGAGAUCAGAGGUGCCAGGGAUCUCUUUUACUGACAUUAUCUGCGGCCGCUUAAUACAAAAGUAGCCUGUGUCAAACACCUGCUUGAAAUCAUCCUAAAAACCAUAAAGACAUCAAUCUGAUCUGAACAUCUUUCCUGGAGCGAGCAGGAUUUCAGUACUUACCGGGACUUACAUGCAUUCCUGAAGUCUUUACUCCAUUCAGGUUCAAUAUGGCCUUAUUCUGCAGUUUUUCAGUUGUCACACAUUGGAGUGAGGUGCAGCAGGAUCCAAGACUUGUUUGGGUUUUGAACUAAGCUGUAUUUUCCAUUUAUAAUUCCUUUGUUGCAGGAGGCAGCAUUAAAUUCCUUACUGGCAGACAGGAACACUUUACCUGAGAAAUGUCAACAGCCGUGUAACUGGAGCCAGGUGUUUCCAGCCAGCUCAUUUUUGCCAGCGAUAGCACCUGCUCUCUACGGUGUCACUAACUACAUCGUAGGUGUAAAUUUUGGAUUUGCAUUCACUCAAAGGGAUUCAGUGGUUUGGUAAUUCAAAGACCAUCAGAUGCUGUGAUGAGAGAGAAGCACAGGGCAAUGCCUUUCCUUUGUUCUCCCAUUCCGUAAAACUUGCUCAGGUUAAAAAAAAGCCACCAAAAUAGCAGACUUUUGCCAUGUCAAAGCCAGAAUAUUUUUUGUUCAAAUAAAAAUGGACUUUUGUCUUGUGCAAAUGAAGCAUUAUAUGUUUUUUUUGUAUUUGUAAAUCUGUGGGGAAGCAUUAAACAGUCAUCUCUGUUACAAAGGAGUAAGUCAUUGAUAGAGGGAAGGGGCUCACCUUCCUGAUGUUUCAUUGUAAUGUUUGUUGUAUAUAUUUGCACAUUAAACUGUGUAUCUUUUUUCUAAUAAAUUAAUAUAAACUG
Molecule: messenger RNA, 6772 nt
Organism: Columba livia (rock pigeon)
Lineage: Eukaryota; Metazoa; Chordata; Aves; Columbiformes; Columbidae
Gene: GAB3
Product: GRB2 associated binding protein 3
Exons: 10
Coding region: 464-2254 (596 amino acids)
Biological process (GO): signal transduction
Cellular component (GO): cytoplasm
Molecular function (GO): signaling adaptor activity
Source: RefSeq, a predicted model, not a curated record